GGGGGGUGAGGAGGUGUGGUUGGUUGAGACUCCGCCCUCUCCAAGGGUAGUGAGAGGGGAAAGCAAUUAGGGUUAUGUGUAAAAAUAAAACAAAAUAAAAGCUCUGAAAGACUAAAACGCAAGUGAAACCCUUGCAAAUCUCGUGGGAAGUAGACCUGCCCUGCGUUCAGGGAACUUUACUCCCGAGAAAGUGUGAAUGUCAAGAGCUGCGUGUUAGAUCAGGAAUAAGUCCCACUAGUUUAAUUGAGAUUUUCUUUCGGGGAAGUGCGCAUAGUGCCCUAUAGCCUUACAUACUAGAUCCGUGCGAACGGGGUAGCGAGGUAAGGCUGCAGUUCUUCGCGCACUUCUUUGGGAAUAUGUGCUUGGAAGUUUGUUUAGGAACCCCGCGUUAGGUUCUAUCGUAACUUUGCAUGCCGAGAACCUUUCGUCCCAUGCACGGCUUACACUUAUGCAUACGGAUCCGGACGCAGACUCACGCAGUGGGAAAGUAGUCGUGAAAUGCAGUGAUGGAUCCCGCUUCCUCCACCCAAGUUUUCUUGGGUCGGGCUGAUUUCAGGAAGCGCACUCUUUUCUCUAUAAAAAUGCUUGAUAUUCAUGUCCGAGCAGUGUGCCAGGGUUGUAAAAAUUGGAUCGGAAGAAAGCUAAAUAGAUCUUGCAGAACAAACUUGGCACUAGCCAAACCGAACCCAAUGCAUGCUUGUUCUGAAAACAGUCCUUUUCAGUUCAGGGGGAGUUUCUCUUGGGUAUACUGAACCCAGGAUUAAAAACACAUUCGCAUGUUUGCGGCCGAUUCCUAUUCUCCAUCUUGGAACAUUGGCUUUAGUGCCAGCCACAUUUUUUCUGACCAACGCUAUUUAAUCUAGUAAUUUUUUACCACCUUCCUCAAUAAAAGAAUUCCUCGGGUCUGGAAUUAAAGAUGCUUCCUUAAUAAUGGGUUUAAAAUAAUAAUGUAACUUGGAGAAAAACUAAUUUAGAAAGUUCAGGAUUAAACUUGAAAGCUUUCAAUGAGUAUUUCUAUUUUACAGUGAACUUAAUUUAUGUACUCACUGAUCAUAAAUUUCAGCCGAGGAUAACGUGCCUCUGGCUAGAGAAUAGGGCAAUAAUGAAUGUGGAUAUGAAAAAUCUGCGUGUGAUCAAAUCUUUAAUUUCACUGUCUUGAUAAGAAUUAGAACAGGAGGUCAUCUGAUCCACCAGGGCAUACUUCUGUUGGGUAGGAUAGCAAAAUUCAGUUUCUGUUUGAAACAUUGGGCUGGAAGUGGGAUGAAUGCAGUUUGUGGCUUGCUCUCAGUUUCUAGUUUUAUUCUUUCACUCUUGUCCAUUAGCUAAGAUAUGCUUCAUUUCAUUUUGCUUCUUGAUAGACUAGAAAAGAGCGGGUCUUGCUCCAGCUUUCCUCGUCUCUAACUCAAAAUAGUUAAAUUCAAUUCUGUCUGUUGGAGGAGAGAGAUCCAGGAAUGUAAGGAGCAAAAUAAGCUGGUGUUGAGUUACAGGGGGAGAGAAAAAAAUAGUAAGCUGAGUGGGGACCAGAAAUGCUAAGUCGCAGGCAAAGCUAUGCCCAUUGAAGAAAAAGUGUGAAGUUACCCCGUUUGAACUUUGGAUGUGGGGUAAGCAAAUACGUACUAUAACUAAAGGAUCUGUCUGAUGUACUUAUUAAAAGUCUUCAUAUUUUUUAUUUUAUUUAAAAAGUAAGAUAGAACAGGGUAAGAACUAAAGCAAUCGAUAGAAAUUGUAUGUAUACUUCUGAAUAAAUUUCAUUAAACGUGGUUACUAUAUUUUGUAACCUGCAAAGUUAGCUUAAUAACGUUACACAAAAAGCGUGUUAAUUAAAUGUUAUUACUAAAAAAGUGGACAUUUCUGCAUUAUAUAAUGAUUAAUGUAGAUUAGAAACAACUUGAUUCUCUACUAACAAAUGAAAUCCCUUCAUAUUCAUUCGAUAACUCAAUGGACUACUUUCUAAGUAAACAAGUAAUUAAAUAAACAAAAAUUUUAAGUAGUCUUGUUUUAUCCAGAUUGGAGAAACCUCUUUAAUUAAUACAGGAUUUUUUCCUUCACUUAUCAGGUAAGUAUUUAUCAGUAAUGCUCUUCUAAAUCCAUUUCCUUCCUGGAUUAGAUUUGAAAGCUUGUACAAUGUAGAAAAUAAGUUUAGACUUAAGUAAAUUAUUUUUCAAAAAAACAAGUAUAGCUGUUUCAUCUAUUGUGGUUGCUAUUGUGCCUUUGAUUUGUAUUUAGUACAGAAUUUUACCUAUUGUUUUCCUUAUGCUUCUGCUUUCCCUAUCAGCAAACUGCUAGAAAUUUCUGGUUACCCUGCAGUCUGAAAACAGAUCAUAAAAGGAAAUGGGUAAAGCAGUUAAGCUCCCCCCCAUCCUGAUAUAGUUCAGGAUCCCUGAAAAGAGACUAUAUUUCCCAUUUUCCUUGUAGUAAAAAAAAAAUAUGUGUACCUGCAGUUUAAGGUAGCAUCAGUAAUAUCUGAAAAAAGAUGAAAUCCUGUCAGGGUUUCACAAAAACAAUUUUAAUAUCUUGCAGAAUGAAUUGUAACAAAUAAAGAAGGACAAACUUUAAAUGUCAUCUAUUUGGAAAGCUUUAAAAUACAUUAAUAACUUGGAGUUUAAAAUAUGGGUCCUAAAUGAUUUCUGUGUUAUACGUUUAUGGUAAGUAUUAGUGUCUUAAUCAGUUUCCAGAUGUUGAUUAUAUAUGCCUAUUCUUCCAGCAAAUAACUACAUAUUAAAGGUCUGGCAAUUGUGAUCCACCCAUUUUAUAAAAGAAAUGUAUUUGAAAAAUGUUGGUAUUAUGCAAUAGGCUUUGGAAUGCAUAAAAGCCAUUUUCUCCACUGUGCUGGACUAAUUCCCAGCAGUGCAACUAUAGUGCAUGUUGCAGUUUUAUGUCUGUGAAAGACAGGGAGGUUUGUAAAUAGUUUGCUACAAGAAGGUUACUUCCAAUUUAUCUCAGCAUACAGUUAAGAUAAAGCUUAAUAAACCUUGAUAUUUUUAUAAAAUUGUAUAUUCAUCUGUGAACUAUAACUAAAACACUAAUUAAUAAUUACCGUAACAUUGUGAUCUAGAAAUGUUGAUUUAGAAUGUCUCUUCAUUAAAAAAGGAGGAGACAAGUAAAAUUCUAAAUUAUUGAUGUAUUUUAAAGAUUCCAAAGUAGAUGACAUCCUAAGCAACAUCUAAAAGUUACUUUAUUAUUAAUUUUUAAAUAUAUUAGCUACCGAUGUCACAUCAUUCCCCCUCCUGGUGACUUAAAGUAAGCUAAAAUGCAAUGAAACCUUGAUGGUUAAAAAGUGACAUUGUUACAAAGUAUCCUUGAGAAUGUCUUCUAAUUAACUUGGAUCAUUCCAACAUGUUGUGAGUCAAGCCAUACAUAAGAUGAAAUCUUGCACUAUGAGUAAUUGAGUCACUCCCAAGGAGAUCAUACCUCUACAGCAAUUUUUUAAAAAAACAUGUAAGCUUCAGAAUGCUAAGGGUUAAUGCCAUUUAUGUCAUCCACACUCUUACAAUAGUAUGAGGUUUAUGCUACAGCGCCACAAGGGAACUAUUGCUAGUUUUUAGGAAAGAAGAGAAAAGUUACAUUUUGCCACAGUCUGAUAGCUACUGGAACCCUGUGGCAUUGGGUAUGUCAAACCUCUUUCUGAAGGUUCUUUCAGUAGGUCAUAAAUUAAAAGGGCUUAUGAAUGCUUGUAAAUAUAUAUUCUUGCUCCUUAAACAUAUAUAGAGUUUGUAUCAAGGAUGCUGUAUGAAAAUGCAAAGAUAAUCUCUUAGUUUUUUUCUUUCUUCUUUCAAAUGUCACCAAUCCCUUGGCUCAACUGCCCUCAACUGAGAUGUACCUGCUUUUUGACUGAACCCAUUUCUUUUGAGGGAAAUUUGAGAGCUUAACAUCUCUGCUGCUUCCUGCUUUCGUUGCGACAAUUCCUCCUUGUAUUUACAAACAGAGCUCAGCCUUGCAUCCCAUCCCAUCCUGUUGAUUUCUCUUUUGUUACAUGAGUGCCUGAAGUUACAUUUUAGAUGCUGAAAUCACUGCACCUUAAAAACAAAAAAAGGUUGAAUUGAAUUGCAUUACUACUCAGAGGAAGCAACAAACUGAGACCUCGUUUUUCGGCAUUCAGAAUAAAUAAGUGGCAAAAGAAGGAUCUUUAAAACUUGUGUGAAAGUGUCUGUGCCUUGUGCUAAGGCAGGCAUCACAGCCAAGCUUUGUCACUCUCCGGAGGCAGAAAGGUUCCUUCGUCAUCACUUGGAACAGGAACUACAAUCAUUGUGUUCAAGAAAACAGCAAACAUUUCUGAACUACUUAGAAGCAAACACCAGGGAUUUUCAUCUGCCUAUAAGCAUACCCUGGGAAAUUUGAAUGGCCCUGAGCCUGUUAGCCAUUACAAAGUUCUGGAAACCUGGGCCAGGAGGUUAGGUAAACAAGUAUUGUCACACAGCUUUGUUGAGGUCCAUGUUGGCAAAGCUACAUAAGAGCCAGAGCAGAAUUUGCAGACGUUCAUCCUGUGAGCUCUUGUUUUAAUUACAGGGCCUACACUGGUUCUUCAAAUUGCAGGCACAAUUUUUCUCCUUUCCCUGCCUCAAUGAAUGUCUGCACUAAGUCCAAAGCUCGGAGUGAUUUACCUGAAGAGUGAAAUUCACAAACCACUAAAGAAACCCAAGACAACUGAAAAACAGAAGUCUGAGGAGAAUGAGAUUACGCAGACGGGUGCCUUCGUUGCCAAGUCAGGCCUUCCAUGCCUGAACUUUGAAGCUAUCUCCUCUCUGAGCCCAGAUCUCAUCCAUUCAUCCCAUUCACUAAGAAACCUGCUCAUAUACACAGGGUCACCUGAUUGUAACAACAGUUGCAGGGGGAUGACAGAGCGCAUUCACAGCAUCAACCUCCACAAUUUCAGCAAUUCUGUGCUCGAGACCCUCAACGAGCAACGCAACCGUGGCCACUUCUGUGAUGUGACAGUUCGCAUUCACGGGAGCAUGCUGCGUGCCCACCGUUGUGUGUUGGCGGCUGGCAGCCCCUUCUUCCAAGAUAAGCUGUUACUGGGCUACAGUGACAUUGAAAUUCCUUCUGUGGUUUCAGUCCAAUCAGUACAAAAGCUCAUUGACUUCAUGUACAGUGGAGUAUUGCGAGUCUCACAAUCAGAGGCCCUGCAAAUCCUUACAGCAGCCAGCAUCCUGCAGAUUAAAACUGUGAUUGAUGAAUGCACACGGAUUGUCUCACAGAAUGUGGGUGACAUCUACCCUUUGAUUCAGGAUUCUGCACAGGAGACACCACGAGGAACUCCUGAAUCAGCUACUUCAGGACAGAGCAGUGAUACAGAGUCUGGUUAUCUGCAAAAUCACUCACAGCACAGUGUGGACAGGAUAUACUCAGCUUUGUAUGCAUGUUCUAUGCAGAAUGGCAGUGGUGAGCGUUCAUUCUACAGUGGUGCAGUGGUCAGCCACCAUGAAACAGCACUAGGCCUUUCUAGAGACCAUCAUAUGGAAGAUCCAAGCUGGAUUACAAGGAUUCAUGAGCGCUCACAGCAGGUGGAGCGGUAUCUUUCCACCACGCCAGAAACCACACACUGCAGGAAACAACCACGUCCAGUUCGGAUCCAAACUUUAGUGGGCAAUAUUCACAUCAAGCAAGAAAUGGAGGAUGAUUAUGACUACUAUGGACAGCAGAGAGUGCAAAUCCUAGAGCGCAAUGAAUCUGAAGAAUGCACUGAGGAUACUGAUCAAGCAGAAGGUGCUGAAAGUGAGCCCAAGGGAGAAAGUUUUGAUUCUGGAGUCAGUUCCUCCAUUGGCACUGAGCCUGAUUCUGUGGAGCAGCAAUUUGUGACUGGCCUAGGUCGAGAAGGUCAACAAGAACCUACCCAACCAGAACAAAAUGAUGUUUCUGCUGAAAGCAUUCAGCAGCAGCACACAGAUACUAACUCUUCUUCACCCGAAAGAGGAAAUGACGUUGAAAAGGAUAGCGCACUAAUAACUGUUUGUAACAGUACUGAAAAGGGGUCUUUACAGCCUAUCACUACAACUGUUGCCCAAUCAUUGCCAAGUACCCAGCUCUACUUACGCCAGACAGAAACCCUCACCAGCAACCUGAGGAUGCCAUUGACCCUGACCAGCAACACACAGGUCAUCGGCACAGCUGGCAAUACCUAUUUGCCUGCACUCUUUACUACCCAGUCUGCUGGCAGUGGUCCUAAGCCUUUCCUUUUCAGCCUUCCCCAGCCCCUAGGCCAACAGGCACAAUUUGUGACAGUGUCCCAGCCUGGGCUUUCAACUUUUACUGCCCAACUGCCAGCCCCACAACCCCUGGCUCCUUCUGUAGGCCACAGCACAGCAGGUGGGCAGGGUGAAAAAAAGCCUUAUGAGUGUACCCUCUGCAACAAGACUUUCACAGCCAAACAGAAUUAUGUCAAGCACAUGUUUGUACAUACAGGUGAGAAGCCCCACCAAUGCAGCAUUUGUUGGCGAUCCUUCUCCCUAAAAGAUUACCUAAUCAAACACAUGGUGACUCACACUGGUGUCAGAGCCUACCAAUGCAGUAUCUGUAAUAAGCGUUUUACGCAGAAGAGUUCCCUAAAUGUGCAUAUGCGGCUCCACCGUGGGGAGAAAUCUUAUGAAUGCUACAUUUGCAAGAAAAAGUUUUCACACAAGACCCUGCUUGAAAGACAUGUGGCUCUACAUAGUGCCACAAACGGAACGUCUAGCACAACAAGCACUGGGGCAAGGGCACUUCCAGCUGGAGGGAUGGCCUGCACAGAAGGAACGACCUACGUUUGCUCUGUCUGCCCAGCUAAGUUUGACCAAAUUGAGCAUUUCAACGACCACAUGAGGCUGCAUGUUUCAGAUGGGUAAAUAAUAUCUAUUCUGUUAUGAACAACAACAAAGCCCAAAUAGAGAAACAACGAAAAGCUAUGGCACUAGAUUUUUUUUUUCAUUUUUCAUUUUUAGUUUGUUUAUUUUCAUUUUUGUACUACAUGAUGAACUGUUUUUUGCCUGCUGGUACAUUACAUUUCUGGAAGCUGGAUGAAUAGUAAUUAUCUCAGCCUUCCUUUGAUGGUGGCCUUAAGGCCAGAUAGUGUUCAAGAGAUCUACUGGUUGGAUCUCUAGCUACUGGCCUCUAAAUACAACCCUUCUUUACUACAAAAAAAAAAAACCUUAAAAAAAUUGUCACUUAUGAAGAGCACUACAAAAACAACAACAAAGAGAAAUGUGUUAUGAAAUCUACAAGGCCUACUGUCGUAAGUACACCGCUUGCAGUGUUUCAAUGGACAGAUUUACAAUUCUGACCGCUUUGGACUUCACCAUAUCCAGUUAAAACUGUGGAAUAGAAACAUAAAAAUUGAUCAGCAACACACACACAAUGGGCCCUAUUGGUUUCCACCAUUAGCCUUGCUAUCAUAAAAGGGCUGUGGAAAAUGGCAAGGGAGUUUGGGUUGGAUAGUGUGGAGUCCCUGCAGGAUGGGGAAGGAGAAUAAUAGAUUCCUCUUGUGGAUUUGGUUCCAUUCCACACAUUCAGAUUUAUAACCCAACUUCUUUCUCCCCCACUAACACUAAUACUAUCUUUCAUCGGACUUAGGAACAAUAAGUAAGAAUGAGGUGAACAAAGGUAGCUUUCCUGCAAUUACAUGUUGUCUUUGCUGAGCUUAGGGCAAACUUGGCCAGUCUGGCACUCUCCAGGUCUGCAACUCCCAGGUUUCUAGAUGGGAACUGCAAAUACAACCAAUCUGGAAGCGGCAAGAUUGAGGAGGGAUGACACAGAGUGGGGACUUUGAAAAUGUCAAAGAGAAAUAGCAAAAACAAAAGAUCAAGAGUCUUUUUCACCUCCUAAUCAAGGUAUAAGGAAAGGAUUACUUUCUAAAAAUUUUAGAGAUAAAAUAAAAAAGGUUGCGUCAACCCUAUCCAUGAUGAGACAGAUAAAGUAAAGACAAAUGGAGAAAAAGACUAAAAAGCGUUCUCAAGAUUUUUUUUAUUCAGUUUUUUUAAGGGGAAAGAAGUGUU
Molecule: messenger RNA, 7967 nt
Organism: Crotalus tigris (Tiger rattlesnake)
Lineage: Eukaryota; Metazoa; Chordata; Lepidosauria; Squamata; Viperidae
Gene: ZBTB20
Product: zinc finger and BTB domain containing 20
Exons: 12
Coding region: 4566-6821 (751 amino acids)
Biological process (GO): regulation of transcription by RNA polymerase II
Molecular function (GO): DNA-binding transcription factor activity, RNA polymerase II-specific; RNA polymerase II cis-regulatory region sequence-specific DNA binding; protein binding
Source: RefSeq, a predicted model, not a curated record